Pelagomonas calceolata is the source of this 1792-nucleotide messenger RNA. NCBI's taxonomy places the organism in Eukaryota, Pelagophyceae, Pelagomonadales, Pelagomonadaceae. The record is from the annotation of a GenBank genome assembly.
AUGCACGACGAAGGCGCUUCCCAUCGGCAAUCCGCGCGGCACCUCAAUCGGCAGCCCCAUCGGCGCCCCAUCGAACUACUCGGGGUAGCAGUCACCAAAAAAAAACAGACGCGGCGCAAGGUCUUGGCUCUCUUAUGUGCGCUCGCGGCCGCCGCCGGUCUCGCGCGGCUGCUCUGGGCGCAGUCACCAAAGGUCGUCAUGAAACAACGGCCGCGCGCGCCCCUCGCCGCCGUACGGCCGCGCGCGCUGCCCCUCGCGGCCGUCUACACAGUCUACACCUACGUCGCGGGCUGCGGCGACGACAUGCGCGGCGCCUGCCAGACCUCCAUCGAGGCGCUCCUCGACCAGGAGUUGCCGGGCGUGCCGCGGCGCAGCUUCGCGUACCUCGCCGCCGGCGUCGCGUACCGCGCCGCUCUGGAGGCGAUCGCCAGCGGGCGGGACGAGGGCUACGUCCUGGUGCUCGUUCCCGAUGAAGACGAAGACGACGUGCUGGCCGAAGUGUACCCGCUGCUCCACGCCGCGUUCGGCGAGCACCUGCGCGGCUUCGACCACAUAUCGGCGGGCUGCCUUCCCCAGAACUGCGGUCCGCGCACCCUCGCGGUGCCGCCGCCGCUCGCGCGGGGCUGGCCCCCGGCACCGGCCGAGGAGUGGUGCUUCGAGGUGUACUACGGCCCGUCCCCGCGCGGGCCCCUCGUCGCCUACACGGACAUGUCCACCGGGCUCUUCACGCGGGAGGGGGCCCAGCGCUACCUCGACGCGUUCCGGCCGGGCGACAUUGUCCUGCAGAACGCCCCGGCCCAAUGCGUCGCCUGCUCGCUCCACGAAGAGGAGUGGAGGUGUAAGCUGCGCGCCCCUGAGCGCGAGGACGACGUCCUGGCCAGCGAGCGCCAGCUCCGGCGGCUCCGGUUCCCGCCAGUGCCGCGCGUGACGUUGUAUCAGGUGUUUCGCCGGCCCGUGCCGGCGGACAUUGUGGCGCAGAACUUGGCGAACAUCCCGAUCCCGGUCCGCUACUCGUUUAUUUACGACGGCGAGGAUCUCCGCAGAUACUUUGUGGAACACUCAGAUCCACGACUAUUACCACUGUUCGAUUCGCUCAAGUUCGUGGCGUGGAAGGUGGACUUGUGGCGGUACUGCCGCCUCUACGAAGAGGGCGGUCUUUAUUUAGACGCUGAUGCGCUGCUCCUCCGGCCGCUAUCGACGGAGGCCUUCGAGCACGACUGCAUCUUUGUGUACGACCCGGUGGGCCGGAAUGUGUGGAACGGGCUGCUCUACGCGAGGGUUCGACGCAGCGUCCUCGAACUAAUGUCGCGGUGACGGCGUUAUCAUCGACGUUUCACGCAGGCGCCCGGCAACCCGAUGCUCAAGGCGGUCAUCGAGUUCAUGAUCGAAGCUGGCCCCUCGCGGUGGGGCGGCGUCCGCGGCAUGCCCCAUCAUUUCCACUACAACAUUGAUUAUCUGUGGGCCGAAGUCAAGCGGUAUUUUGGCGUUCCCGCGGAGCUCAUAGAAUGGCGCAGCGUCGAGGGCGCAUGGGUCCCCGCGGUCUCACUACGAGCGCCGAACACGCGGACGGGAGAUACUCUCUCGUGCUACAUGAUCAGCGGCCGGUAUGAAAAGUACGCGACGGUUAACGGGGUGAAGCUGAUCGAAUACAAGAACCGGCGCUACCCCUACUACGACCCGGUCCAAGGCCUCGAAGCAGCGGCGGCCGCGCGGACGAACCACGUUCUAGCCCCCCGGACGCCCGUGCACCCGAAAGACUGGGGCUUCCCCGGGGAUAGAACUUGAACUCUUA